CGAUCGAGGACAUUGGGCAUUUGACUUCGUAUUCCUUGUUAAAGCAGACUCUCCCUACGAUGCGCUCACAAAUCUUGUUGUCGCCGAUACUCCUUGUGCUUCUUGCUCUUGUCGGCCAUGUAUACGCGCGCCGUGUCAUCCCAAGUUUCGGUGACAUAACGUUGAAGAUCACUGGGGCAGAUGGCUCAGACAUUCGUUCAGAAACUUUAACUUCCCCGCCCCGAAUUUCCAAACCUCUCACCCUCGGUUCAGGCAGCAAGCUGACCCUGAACGUGCCUGUUAAAGAUGACAAAGGCAAGGCUUUGUCCUUGCAGCAUCUGUUCCUAGGAGCCAGGAACGAUAAAACGAGAGAUGAGAAGACGUUGGUGUGCGCAUCGAAGGGGACAGGUGUCUUUACGUGCGAGCUGGAUCAGUCAACCCUCGACAAACUUCACCCAGGCCCGCACACUCUGACGUUAUACGCAGGCUCUGUAGACACGGAGCCUCUUGCUCAUAAACUUGGUACCGCGGAGUUCUCAAUCGCCGGACCGUCAACAAAAGGGUCGAGUGACUGGGAUGUUUUCCAACCACUUCCAGAGAUAACGCACAAAUUCCGUCCGGCUGACAAAAUGCCGAAUAAGAUCUUGUCCUUAACGUUUAGUGGACUUGUGUUGGCCCCAUGGCUGUUACUCCUUGGAUCGUAUAUCGUAUUGGGUGCGAACUUUACAAACUUGUUCAGCAGUUCGGUUUCAUUUAUUUCCGGGUCGGCCUUUAUGGGGAGCCUGUCGCUCUGCGUAUUGUUAUAUUAUGUCUAUUGGGUAAAGCUGAAUCUUUUCCAAUUGCUGGGUUACGGAAGCCUCCUGGGACUCAUUACGGCCAUUUUGGGACGACAAGCUUUGGUGGCGAGGGCUGCAAUGCGAUCAGCUGGAGUGCCUCGAUCUGUAAAAACCGAAUAAUAUUGUAAUCACAAAAGUGUUCGAAUUUGGAUAUACAUUCAUUUAACCAGAAAAAAAGAACUAUUGCUACAAAUAACUGUACAUGGUGUAAUCGAUCAUCUACAAACUAAUAUAGAGUCUUAUUGGACUCGUAAAUCG
This is a messenger RNA of Spizellomyces punctatus DAOM BR117, 1073 nucleotides long. RefSeq lists its product as uncharacterized. Gene Ontology annotation, biological process: protein N-linked glycosylation. NCBI's taxonomy places the organism in Eukaryota, Fungi, Chytridiomycota, Chytridiomycetes, Spizellomycetales, Spizellomycetaceae. The transcript has 4 exons. The record is from RefSeq and is a predicted model, not a curated record. Gene Ontology annotation, cellular component: oligosaccharyltransferase complex; membrane. Bases 60 to 935 code for a protein of 291 amino acids.